AUGAGCCACAGUCCUUCCCCACCUGGCGCGGUGCAGCUCUGCUACGAGGGCGUGAACGGGUCUUGUAUUAAAACUCCCUACUCGCCAGGAGCCCGGGUGCUUCUGUACGCAGCGUUUGGCUUGGGCACUGUGCUGGCUGUGUUUGGAAACCUUCUGGUGGUGACUGCCAUUCUUCACUUCAAGCAGCUGCACUCUCCCGCCAACUUUCUCCUCGCCUCUCUGGCCUGCGCUGACUUCCUGGUGGGGGUCACUGUGAUGCCCUUCAGCAUGGUCAGGUCCGUGGAGAGCUGCUGGUACUUUGGAGCCAGAUUCUGUGCCCUCCACAGUUGCUGUGAUGUGGCAUUUUGUUACUCUUCUCUCUUCCACUUGUGCUGCAUCUCCAUCGACAGGUACAUUGCUGUCACUGACCCUCUGGUCUAUCCCACAAAGUUCACGGUGUCUGUGUCAGGGAUGUGCGUCAGCAUCUCCUGGAUCCUGCCCCUUGUCUACAGCGGUGCUGUGUUCUACACAGGUGUCAGUAACGAUGGGAUGGAGGAAUUAGUAAGUGCCCUCAACUGUAUAGGUGGUUGUCAAAUUGUUGUAAAUCAAGACUGG
Molecule: messenger RNA, 594 nt
Organism: Equus quagga
Lineage: Eukaryota; Metazoa; Chordata; Mammalia; Perissodactyla; Equidae
Product: trace amine-associated receptor 6-like
Exons: 1
Biological process (GO): G protein-coupled receptor signaling pathway
Cellular component (GO): membrane
Molecular function (GO): trace-amine receptor activity
Source: RefSeq, a predicted model, not a curated record